UCCGUUUUCGAAUAAAAGGAACAUUUUCCACUAAAUAUACAACAGUAGCAGAGCAAAAAUAAAUCAUGAUCUCUCAGUGUUUCCUUCUUCUUGCCUUAUGUGGCAUAUCACUCGCCAACUUGGGUUACAUGGUCGAUGACAAAUACCCAGUCUAUGAGCACUAUGCCCCAAAACCCUACAAAUUCGGAUACAGCAUCAAAGACAAACACGGAGAACAACACAGAGAAGAAUCUGGUACUGGAGGACAGCACGUUGUCGGUAGCUAUGGAUUCACCGAUGCCCGAGGAAUCAAAAGACAAGUGAACUACGUCGCUGACAAAGCCGGCUUCAGAGCCAAGGUCCAGACCAACGAACCAGGCACCGCCAACCAGAACCCAGCCGCAGUACUCAUCGCCUCCGAUGCUCCAUAUGUUGGUGGUGAAGGAUACUUGGGUGUACCAGCAGCAACUGCAGGUUAUGGUCUAGGAUACGGAUAUGGAGGCGUUGGUGCAGGAUAUGGAAAUCUUGGAUAUGGUGGAUCUUACGGUGGAUAUGGAGGUCUUGGAUAUGGAGGAGCUUAUGGUGGAUAUGGAGGAGCUUAUGGCGGAUAUGGAGGAGCUUAUGGCGGAUAUGGAGGACUCGGAUUAGGAAUCUUGGGUGGUCUUGGAUAUGCAAGAUACGGAUAUUAAACAUAAAAGUUAAGAUUUUCCCGAAUUCUAUUUCACUUGAUUGAAGUCACGUGACUUACUCUUAAAGUUAUUUCCAGGUUGUACAGCCAAUCUUUAAAAUUGUGUUUAAUAUGUAAUCUUAAUCUUUAAAGUCGUUUUUAAUUUAUAAUUUUAAUCUUUAAAGUUACUAAGCUCUAAUUUUUCAAGUGUUUUUCUUAAAUGUUUUUCUUUUUAUAUCAAAUUUAAAUCAUUAAUAUAGUAUUUUCAAUAUUAUUUACAAUCUUACUUUAAAGUCAUAUCCUUUAGUUAUUGUACCAUUCACAGUAUUUAUUCUAGGAAAGAUACUCUUUAAGAUUGAUUAAUUCUAAACAGAUUAAUCUUUAUUAAUGAGUAUUAACUGUGGAUGUUUAUCUCAGAUAACUAAUUGUGAUUUUAUUCUUUUGCUAAAUUUUAUUCUAAUUGCUAAUCUUUAUUUAGGGAAAAAAUUUCUCUCAAAAGCAGUAAUUUUAUCGUAAACUUUUAUUUCACAUUUUUACCUACGGAAAAUGGUUCACAAUUAACAAAUUGGUUUUAUAGGUGUUAUUUUUCUUAAAAACUAUUUUUCAUUAGUGAGCUUUUAUUUACCAUUUCUUAUUCCAAAGAAUUAACUUUGAAAGGAAUUUUUCUGAUUGAAAGACUCGAAAAAUUGUACUUGUUGUUCCCUUUUUUUUACUAAAUUUAAAAUUUUGUUAAGUAGAUCUGCCAUCAUUAUUUAUUUGUCUAGUGAGUAAGUCAUUGACUAAAAAUCUUUGUUUCUGGUGACUAAAAAGUUUCCUUUGUAAAUAAAUGUUUCUGAUCACAGUGUGUAACUCAAAUUGUUUCAUUGUGAAUGAAUAAAUGUUUUUGCUUUAAUAAAAAAGUUUCUUUAUUUUU
Messenger RNA from Parasteatoda tepidariorum (common house spider), 1559 nucleotides. RefSeq lists its product as uncharacterized. The record is from RefSeq and is a predicted model, not a curated record. Gene Ontology annotation, molecular function: structural constituent of chitin-based larval cuticle. Lineage: Eukaryota; Metazoa; Arthropoda; Arachnida; Araneae; Theridiidae. Gene Ontology annotation, cellular component: chitin-based extracellular matrix.